AUGUCUAAACCAUUGGUACUCAUCGUCGGCGCUACUGGAUACACCGGACGAGCCAUCGCAAAUGCAAUUCUUGAAGAAGGCAAAUCUCGCCUCGCGAUUCUAGUACGAGCGCAAUCAGUCAACAAACCAGUAGUCAAAGAGCUCGUCGCCGCUGGGGCCGAACUUCGAGUGGGGGACACCUCCGAUCCUCCUGAGAAGUUGGAAGAACACCUGGUUGGCGUAGAGACGCUGAUCUGCACAGUCCUUGUGUGGGUUGCAGAUCAGAAGCCAUUGUUCGCUGCCGCCAAGAAGGUUGGUGUUGGUCGCGUAGUGCCGUCCGAUUUCGGGCCUGUAGCACCCAAGGGCGCCAUGUGGAUGAACGACAUCAAAAUUGGUAUUCAUGAAUAUAUCAAAGAGAUCGGGCUACCGUACACCUUCAUUUAUGUCGGAUGGUGGCUUACGUUCAUGUGGCCGACUCCCCAUUCCGAGCAUAACACCCUCGACACUCCGAAGUUUUACGCUGGUAGUAAGGACCAGAAGCUCAUAUACUCGACAUUCCCGAGCAUCGGUAAACUCGUCGCGCGGAUCAUCGCCGAUCCUCGAACAAUCAACCAAACAGUUGUCGCCCAUGAUGGUGAAAUCACACUUGGAGAGACAUGGGCGAUCGGAGAGAAGGUAACCGGCGAAGACUUCUCAGAUUAUUACAAAGCUUCCGAAGCAGAUUUGGAUGCAGCCUCCAAGCAAUCGAUUAACUGGAUGAAGAAGACCACUGCCGACUAUUACAGGAGUUUAUACAUUCGAGGAGAUAAUACCAUCGCUAAAGCGGAAGCGGCCGGUGCGUUGAUUGCCAGGAAGCUGUAUUCAGACGUCCCCUACCCAGACGUACUGGAGGAAGCCAAGGCGCGCUACGCAACAUCAUUUGUUCCCGAAUACGGUGUACCCUUGGAGGAAUUACUAGAUGUCUACAAGCCAGAAUAG
Pleurotus ostreatus (oyster mushroom) is the source of this 957-nucleotide messenger RNA. RefSeq lists its product as uncharacterized. The record is from RefSeq and is a predicted model, not a curated record. NCBI's taxonomy places the organism in Eukaryota, Fungi, Basidiomycota, Agaricomycetes, Agaricales, Pleurotaceae. The coding region runs from base 1 to 957 and encodes 318 amino acids. The transcript has 4 exons.